Messenger RNA from Platichthys flesus (European flounder), 3531 nucleotides. RefSeq names its product atlastin GTPase 1 (gene atl1). The record is from RefSeq and is a predicted model, not a curated record. NCBI's taxonomy places the organism in Eukaryota, Metazoa, Chordata, Actinopteri, Pleuronectiformes, Pleuronectidae. Bases 152 to 1834 code for a protein of 560 amino acids. Gene Ontology annotation, biological process: protein homooligomerization; endoplasmic reticulum organization. Gene Ontology annotation, molecular function: GTP binding; GTPase activity. The transcript has 14 exons.
CCUGCAGGACACUGGGGGGGAAUAAAAAGCUCCAUCAUCCUGCGAUAGGAGCGGUGGAGACAGGGCAUCCUCCCCACACCCGACACCCAUGACCACCGACUGCAGACUCGCUCGCUAACCGGACACACAGGAGGCAUUUUCAGCCAGAGACAUGUCGAAGCACCGUAAAGACAGAGACAGCUGGGGUGAGUGGUCCCUCAGCGACAAACCCGUCUACGACUGGAGCUCGGAGGAGGAGGAGCCGGACGGACGAGCCCGGCCCGUGCAGGUGCUGCUGGUCAAAGACGACCACACCUUCGAGCUGGACGAGGCGGCGCUCAGUCGCAUCCUGCUGGCGGAGGAGGUCCGAGACCGCGACGUGGUGGCCAUCUCUGUGGCCGGGGCGUUCCGCAAGGGCAAGUCCUUCCUCAUGGACUUCAUGCUGCGCUACAUGUACAACCACGCCUCGGACACGUGGCUCGGCGAUGCAGACGAGCCCCUGACCGGCUUCUCCUGGCGGGGGGGCUCAGAGAGGGAGACCACAGGGAUCCAGAUCUGGAGCGAGGUCUUCCUGGUGGACAAGCCAGACGGUGGAAAGGUGGCCGUGCUGCUGAUGGACACUCAGGGGACGUUCGACAGCCAGUCGACGCUGCGGGAUUCAGCCACCGUGUUCGCCCUGAGCACCAUGAUAAGCUCCAUGCAGGUUUACAACAUCUCACAGAAUGUACAAGAGGACGACCUCCAGCACUUGCAGCUCUUCACUGAGUACGGCAGAUUAGCAAUGGAAGAGACUUUCCUCAAACCUUUCCAGUCCAUGAUUUUCCUCGUUCGAGACUGGAGUUUCCCGUACGAGUUUCCCUACGGACAGGAAGGAGGCAUGCAGUUCCUCGAGAAGAGGCUGAAGAUCUCUGAGAACCAGCAUGAAGAGCUGCAGAACGUGCGUAAACACAUCCACUCCUGCUUCACCAACAUCUCCUGUUUCCUGAUGCCCCACCCGGGCCUCAAGGUGGCCACCAACCCUCACUUCGAUGGAAGAAUUCAAGAAAUCGAUGGCGAGUUCAUCAACAACCUGAAGGUGCUGGUCCCCUGGCUCCUCAGUCCUAGUAACAUCGACGUGAAGGAAAUCAACGGCAGCAAAAUCACGUGCAGAGGCCUGGUGGAGUAUUUCAAGGCCUACAUCAAAAUUUACCAAGGCGAGGAGCUGCCUCAUCCAAAAUCCAUGCUGCAGGCCACAGCAGAGGCGAACAAUUUGGCAGCCGUCGCAGCCGCAAAGGAUCUGUACAACAAGAAGAUGGAGGGGGUGUGUGGCGGCGAUCGGCCCUUCCUGGCCCCCAGCGAGCUGCAGGCCCGACACGGCGUCAUCAGGGAGGAGGCCCUGCAGGUGUUCCGGGGCGUGAAGAAGAUGGGAGGCGAGGAAUUCAGCCGCCGCUACCUGCAGCAGCUGGAGGGGGAGAUCGACGAGGUCUUCGUCCAGUACAUCAAGCACAAUGACUCCAAGAACAUUUUCCACGCCGCCCGCACGCCCGCCACCCUGUUCGUGGUCAUCUUUGUCAUGUACGUGGCCGCGGGCAUCACAGGCUUUGUGGGCGUGGACGUCAUCGCCAGCUUGUGCAACAUGAUCCUGGGUCUGGCGCUGAUCACCCUCUGCACCUGGGCCUACAUCCGCUACUCCGGGGAGUACCGAGAACUGGGAGCCGUCAUCGACCAGGUGGCUGGUGCACUGUGGGACCAGGGGAGCACAAAUGAGGCCCUCUACAAGCUCUAUAAUGUUGCGGCCAAUCACAGGCACCUGUACCACCACGCCUUCCCGGGGCCUCAGAUGGAUGAGGACGAGCAGGAAAGGAAGAGGGACUGAUUAAAGACACAGCAGGGACUUCCUGGUGAUGGACAGGGGACGAGGAGGAAGAGGAGGAGGAGGAGGAAGAGGAACAUCCUCACCCAUCAGGCACUCUUUUAUUCUGGUAUUGGGGCUGUCACCAGUACACUCACUUCUUUCAAACCUAAUAACGGACUGUAUAAUGUUCACGUAUAGGCGACGUCAGAGCACCUCUGCAGUGGCUCUCCAUCGAGGGGUGACAUGAAUCAUUGUGUCUCACUUUUGUGUGUCUGUGAAAACACGCUGUACAGAUCUAUCCGAGGAGAGAAUGUGCAUCAACCGACCUCCAGUCAGCUGUUCAUUUCAUAUCGGACCAGUUCUUUCCCUUUCAUCCUCGUUUGUGACGGUCGUUCUGUUCUUUGAAGUUUCGUGCCGUCUAUAAGAUAAAUAUCUAUGAAAGCCAAACUAGGUUCUGUGCGUUGCCUGACGCAGCGUCCCGUGGAUCAUCAGCAUGGUGAAUGGUUCAUGUCCCACAUCUCCGAGCUUUAAAACCAGGACUUCUUUAUAUGAAAUGUUUCGUUUGAAUGGUUGUGACUAAGUAAUAUUGUGCCAUAACAUGUAAAAAAAAGAAAAAAAAAGAAGGGCUUUCGUUGUAAAGAGUUUUGUUUUUUUGCUUUGGAGGUUGGUGUAACUUUUUGAGGUCUGGAUCAGGGAGUGCAGCUUUGUGUUGGGUUUUUAAAGUUUACACAACACUAGCCGACACCAUCUCUCGCUUUGUGGUCCGCUUGCAGUUUUUUGCAGUCACGCAGCGUCCCAGUGGGCCUGCAUACUCCCAGUGGUCCCAGUGCACACGAGCGCUUGGCCUCCGAGGUCGCAGGAAAAGAGUGCGUUCGGUUCCCAUUGUGAUGCAGAGGUGGUGGGUGGGACCAUUGUUGUGUUUUCUCACUGAAUGUUCGAGCAAAUCCGAGGAAUGUAGCCUCCCCGUGGCCACCGAGGAAUCAGAGCGAGAGGCCGUGAGGCGGGGCCACGGGCCUGCUCCGGAGAGGGAUCCUCAUUCCUCGUCUCUUUCAUCAUCCUCACACACUUAAGUUGAAUCAUCUGUGAAAGAAGAAGAGAAAAGAAAAAGAAACCGCUGCAUGGUGAAAGAGGCCCCGGCUCUUUGUGUAGUCCACAACAGCUUGCAUUUGUAAACAAAAGGCUUGUGUCUGUGGCGGCACUUUUUUGGUGUUUGAAUACUUCGGCUUCGUAGACUGUUACUGUACAUCUGUAUAUUUGUGGUCGUUGUUUUUAGCUCAUUGGUCACGGAGAGAACAGGGACACUGUCAUGCGUAUUUAGCGAGUUUAUACUGAGGUCUGACCUCAAGGGUUGAGGAUGUAAAGGCUCUGCAGCACGGUGGCUUCUCCAGUCUUCCACAGCGUAUAAUCAACAUGAGUGAGGCCUUCACACACAAGGAACCAUCGCAGUCCGCUUUAAGACCCCCCCCCCCCUCCCCGUGUCUUCAUGACUUCGCUGGAGUGAUCGUGUCCAUUCGUGUCAGAAGAAGUAGCUUUUGUUCACAGUGGUGUUGCGUUUACGUUAAUUGGAGAUUUUUAAGAAUUGGUUCCUCAAACUGCCCUCAUCGUCGUUCACAUCCACUGAACUGAAAGGUGAAAGGAGAUCGACCUCUUCCAGGUGGACACGGCUUCAUGCACUGCAAACGUUUCAGUUACAAAGACAUAAUAAUAAAGUUGGACCA